AUGGAAUCGGAGUCGGAGCAAUCUCCCAAAAAUUCCCCAAAUAAACGUCUCAAAACCCUGACUCCAACCCUUGACGAUUACCCACCUCAUCAGUCCCCACCCUCUUUGAUUUCGCAAGGAAAAUCCAAAAUUGAAGAAGAUGAAUUUGAACCUACUGAUUGCUGCGGGAUUUGCUUAUCGGAAUCUGGUGGAGAUUGCAAUAGCAGUGUUAGUAGAGGAUGCAUUGAUAGCUGCUCCCAUUUCUUCUGCUUCGUUUGCAUCAUGGAGUGGGCCAAGGUUGAGUCCAAAUGCCCUCUUUGCAAGUGCCGCUUCUCCGAAAUCCGACGCCCUCCCAAGCCCCCCGUCUUCCCCUCCGAACGAGUUGUUCAAGUCCCUGUUCGUGACCAGAUCUAUCAUCAUUUUGGAAACGCGACAGUUGGGCCUCCAGAUCCAUAUUCCCAAGUUAAAUGUAGUGUGUGCAACUGUUCGGCAGAUGAAAGUCUCCUACUCUUGUGUGAUCUCUGUGACUCUGCUUCUCAUACUUACUGUGUUGGUCUAGGGGCCACUGUUCCUGAUGGUGAUUGGUUUUGCCAGGAUUGUAAACUUUUGAAGGAUGAACAGGCCGAUAAUGAAAUGAAUACUGAUCCUGGGAGUCAAAUUAGUUCUGGUCCUGUGCUUAAAAUCCAAUCACGGGAUGAACGUGUUUCUAUUUUUGAUAUUGUACGAGAACCUCGUAGUACUGUGAUUCAGAGAACUAGAAAUGUCUCUUCAGAUGCAAGAAACUUGCCACCGCCUAGCUCUACUACUGAUGAAAUUAGUAUGACUGGUAAAAUGUGUAGCCCAAGUUCAAGAAGGCAGGAUAGUUUUGCACAACAUACAACCAAGUCUAAUGCUCGAACUUUACGGCAUUGUCGCAAUGUGCGUGAUCGCAUACAUGUAAUGCGUAAAAACUGGAAUAGAUUUCAAAGUGGUGCCUUAACUUUCUCUUCCAGUCGAGGUGAUGGAAGUAUUUCUAGUCAGGAACCUGUAACAAGUAGGAGUUUGAAUCAACCACAUUCAUCAUCUUGUUUGAACCAGCAAUCGUCUUGUGAGAGUGGUUCUUCUGUUAUACAAGUAGAUAACAGCCGGGCACAUGAGAUUGACAAAGCUUGGGAAAUGAUGAAAAUUGCAAAGACUAUAGGACAGGUUCGUGAAAAGUCCAGCAUGGUAAGUAAGGACUCGAAACAUCCUAUGAAGAAGCUAAGUGCCCUAAAAAAAGCUGAUUCUACGAGUUCUAGGCAUCUCCCACCAAAGAACCAACAAAGUGGAUACAAUGAGUUGGCAUCUUCUAAAGGCAUCUGGACUUCAGGACCAUAUAAAGUUAUCGAUAAAAAUCCAGAAAAACUACCCGGAGAAAAAUCAUUUUCUGGAUCUGCUCCCUCAAUUUCACAAGUAGUCUCAGAACCAUUAGCUUCAAAUAUACGGCAUGUUAAAGAGAUCGAUCACAUAUCUUCUUCCGGUAGCAAGCCAAGAUGUUCUAAGGAUAAAAAUGAGGUGGGAUAUAGUUGUGUUGACAGAAAAGUCGAUAAAGGUUAUGAUGCCAAGAGUGAGAUUUGGCAUGUUAAAGAGGUCGAUCAUAAAUCUUCUUCCUGUAGCAAGCCAAUUUGUACUAAGGAGAAAAAUGAGGUAGGAAAUAGUUGUGUUGACAUAAAGGCCAAUAAAGCCUCUGAUGCCAAGAGUGAGAUUCAAUCCCUCGUGAAGCUCAACUUGAAACUUCAAACCAAAGAUGAGAAAUUAGAAGUUAAUGCGUACAAGGAAGUCGCAAGGCUUGCCACCCACAACAUAUUGGCUGCAUGUGGUUUGGAGCAACCGAAGCCAGAAUUUUGCUCUCUCCCGAGAUCUAUAUGCUCACAUCCUGACGAAGUUCGGCAAUGUCAAAGGUCUACUCUAAUGCCUAAUUCUUGCAGAAAAUGUUUCUAUGAAUUUGUGAAGGAUGUGGUUAGCACCAUUCUAUUGCAGAAGAAAAAAACUGCAAAAAAUUUAUGA
Molecule: messenger RNA, 2004 nt
Organism: Fraxinus pennsylvanica
Lineage: Eukaryota; Viridiplantae; Streptophyta; Magnoliopsida; Lamiales; Oleaceae
Source: the annotation of a GenBank genome assembly